Molecule: messenger RNA, 6133 nt
Organism: Centrocercus urophasianus (Greater sage-grouse)
Lineage: Eukaryota; Metazoa; Chordata; Aves; Galliformes; Phasianidae
Gene: MOCOS
Product: molybdenum cofactor sulfurase
Exons: 15
Coding region: 88-2694 (868 amino acids)
Biological process (GO): Mo-molybdopterin cofactor biosynthetic process
Molecular function (GO): molybdenum cofactor sulfurtransferase activity; molybdenum ion binding; pyridoxal phosphate binding
Source: RefSeq, a predicted model, not a curated record
AGCGGCCGGGCGGCUCGACUCGGCCUUCCGGACUAAGUUGACCGCCGUGUUGUGUCCGCCUCUCACUUUUCCGCCUCAGCCCGCGGCAUGGCGGAGGAGCUGCUCUCCUUCCGGGCCUUCCAGAGCAGCUGCCCCGCCGGCUAUGGCUACGGAGGCGAGCUGCGCGGCCUCCGAGAGCGCGAGUUCCCACGGCUCCGAGGGAUGACUUACCUUGACCACGCAGGUUCCACGCUUUUCCCUGAAAGUCUACUUACAGCUUUUACAGAUGACCUCAGAAACAAUGUUUAUAGCAACCCUCAUAGUCAGAAUAUCAGCAGCAAACUGACAUACGACACAAUCGAGCAUGUCCGAUACAGAAUAUUACAACAUUUUCACACUACCUCUGAAGAUUAUACUGUCAUUUUCACAUCUGGAUGCACGGCUGCACUUAAACUGGUAGCAGAAGUAUUCCCGUGGGUACCUGAAGGCACAGAGCAACCGAGUAGUCGAUUCUGUUACCUCACUGAUAGCCACACAUCUGUGGUGGGUAUGAGGGGCAUAACUGCCUCAAUGAAUGUAUUAUCUGUUCCAGUAAAACCAAAGGGUAAGAUGUUAUGGAAGAAAGACUGGUUACCAGCUGAAGAACAGAACUGCACAACACCUCAUCUUUUCUCUUAUCCAGCUCAGAGCAAUUUUUCUGGUACCAAAUAUCCCCUUUCAUGGAUACAAGACAUAAAGUCUGGAAAAUUCUGCCCUGUCAAAGUACCAGGGAAGUGGUUUGUUCUAUUAGAUGCAGCCUCAUACGUGAGCAGCUCUCCAUUAGACUUGGGAGUUCACCAAGCUGACUUUAUCCCCAUCUCAUUCUAUAAAAUCUUUGGAUUCCCUACUGGCUUAGGAGCAUUACUGGUAAACAACCGGAUUGCCCCCCUCUUGAGGAAAACCUAUUUUGGAGGUGGAACUGCCGCUGCCUACCUUGCAGGAGAAGACUUUUACUUCCCAAAGAAGUCUAUAGCAGAAAGGUUUGAAGACGGCACAGUCUCUUUUCUUGAUAUCAUUGCUUUGAAACAUGGAUUUGAUGUUCUGGAAAAACUCACAGGUGGAAUGGAGAAAAUAAAACAGCAUACGUUUGCGUUAGCUCACUACACCUAUACUGUGCUGUCUACCCUAAAAUAUGCCAACGGGGCACCUGUAGUACGUCUUUACAAUGACACAGAUUUCAGCAAUCCAGAUGUCCAAGGUCCAAUCAUUAAUUUCAAUGUGCUCGAUGAAAGUGGAGAAGUGAUCGGCUUUUCACAGGUGGAAAAGAUGGCCAGCCUCUGCAACAUACAUGUCCGCACAGGUUGCUUCUGUAACACAGGAGCCUGCCAGAUGCAUUUGGGUAUAAGCGAUGAGGACAUCCAAAAGAACCUGCAGGCUGGCCAUGUCUGUGGAGAUGAUAUUGACUUAAUUGAUGGACGUCCCACUGGUUCUGUGAGAAUAUCCUUUGGUUACAUGUCUUCUUUUGAAGAUGCACAGGCAUUUUUGAAAUUCAUCAUAGCCACAAGGUUCUCUAAGUCAGACACUGAGAUUCCCUUUCAAUCCUCUGCUACGCAGCUGACAACAGAACCUGCCCCAGAUGACCACUCUUACUUUAACAGCGUCAAUAAAUUGUCUCCAAGAACGCAUAUUGCAGAUAGAGAACAUAGGAAUCAUCCAUCUGGAACAGAGAGGACUGUCGGUUGGCAGUCACCGGAGUCUCAGUCGGAAAGCAUAAGGGAAGCUCUUUCUGAGGUUGCUGUGCCAAAGAUUAAAAGGGGUGGCGAGCCCAUUACUGUCAUCAGUAUUUACCUGUAUCCAAUCAAAUCUUGCUCUGCAUUUGAGGUUACAGAAUGGCCGGUAGGAAAUCAAGGUUUGCUGUAUGACCGUAAUUGGAUGGUUGUAAAUCAGAAUGGAGUGUGCAUAACUCAGAAGCAGGAGCCAAAGUUGUGUCUUAUAAAUCCGUCAAUUAAUCUGAAGCAAAAGAUUAUGGUCAUUCAGGCAGAAGGCAUGGAUCCAAUAUCUGUAUCACUAGAAGAAAAUAUUGGAAAAGAGGCUGUGAUCUGUGAGAGUAAAGUCUGUUCACACAGGGUGAAAACAUAUGACUGUGGAGAAAGAACUGCUGCCUGGUUCUCUACAUUUCUUGGUCGUCCGUGUCGCUUGAUAAGACAAAGUCCAGACGGGAAAAAUGAUGCGCAACACAAAAAUACAAGAGGUCUGACAUGUGCUACAAGCAUCUCGCUCUCUCUUGUGAAUGAAGCUCAAUACCUCCUGAUAAAUGCAGCCAGCAUUCUGCAGCUGAAAGAACAUGUUGCUCCAAGAUUGAAAGAGCCAUUGGAAAUAGAGGAAUUAAUCCGACGUUUCCGUGCCAACAUUGUCAUCAGUGCACCAGAAUCCUUUGAAGAAGAAGAGUGGGCUGAGAUCUCAAUAGGUUCUCUGCGAUUCCAGGUUGUGGGUCCAUGUACCAGAUGUCAAGUAAUCUGCAUUGAUCAACAGUCUGGGGAACGAAACAAAGAAUUUCUGCAGUCUCUGUCUGCUGCCAGGGGUAAAAAGACAAACUUUGGCAUAUACCUGAUGAACCAGCCCUUGCGCUCAUCCCUUCCAGGUAUUUUAUCAGUUGGAUCUGAAGUACUUCCAAUAUUGAAGGAGAAUACAGAAAUUCAACACCCGACAUUCAGUGAAGAAAAAUGUUCAGGAUAGAUUUCCUGGCGGAGAAGAGGUGCAACUUAAAAAACAAGUCACUAGGCAGUAAUUUGAAAAGAAAGAAAAAUUGCACAUUUGCUUCUGUUUUCAGUCUUAAUUUCUGCUUGCAGCAAACAUUAUCAGAUGGCGGUACUCUUGAUAAUUACACCUCACCUACAUGUUUUUGCUUGCGAUUAGGUUACAGCAGCCAUAACUUUGUUUUGCUCAAUUGCUUCAGGAUACAACAGGCUUGAUCAAGUCUUAAUAGUGGAUGACUCCCAAAACAAGUCCAACAGUGUUGUCAGAAACCCACAUCUCAAUGAAGGAAAGUAAACACAAAAAUACCCUACUACUUCCUUAUGCUGCUUUGUUAAAACCACAUUUGGGAGAGAGGACACAGGCUGUGUUUUGUGAACGGUGUGGGUGGGGGGAUAGCAGAAGAACAGUGAGACAGCAGCAGUCCUUUCAGCUUUUCACAAUGAUGUAUAUACAGUCUGAGACCACCUGAUAAAAGGUGUCUUGGAAUGCCUUAAUGAAGCAAUUUCAUCCACUUGAUCUGAACAUCUUUUUCUCAUUCCCAUUUGACACUUUUACACCUGAUCCAUUUUAGAUGAUGACUUUCCACACACUUGCUUCCUUAUGUAUUUGUAGAUGUUGGCACCUUUUUUUUAAUUACAAAUUUCUCAACUCAUGCGGGCAUUUCUCUACAAACUUUGUUUAUGAUCAGCAAUCUCAAAUAGCCAAAAUGUUGGAAUAUCAACUUGAGGGAACUCAUGGAAGUCAAAACGCCAUUCCAUCCUGAAUAGAUCUGCCCCUUUUGCCCUGCCCCUAGAGGUGUUCAAGGCCAGAUUCGAUGGGGCCCUGGGCAACCUGAUCUAGUAUUAAAUGGGGAGGUUGUUGGCCCUGCACGUGGCAGGGGGGUUGGAGAUUCAUGAUCCUACGUUGGCCAUUCUGUGAUUCUGUGGUUCAGUCAAAGUAUUCUUUAUGCUUACUCCUGGUGCUAGUUCCUUAGAAUUUGAUAAUAGCCUUCGUAGACGUUUUCUGAGUUCUUUACUGGGACUUCAUCUGAUACGUCAGUUGUGGAGAAAAUAAGUAAAAAAAUAAAGCCACGCAUUAAAUAAAUAAAUAAAUAGAUAAAUAAAUAAUGAAAGAAAAAGAAAACAUAGGAAGUCGGUGUAAUGCAAGAUUAAACAUACUGAGGCCGGGUGUUUUAUGACCCCCAGCACGUGUCCAACCAGACACAUGGCAGUGUCAUGCUUUCAGGAAGUCCUCCUAGAAAAGGAAAUUCUCCCAGAUUGGCCACUUUAUUGCCAAUUGGGAAGGGAAAUUUGGGCUCCAUUAAAAGCACUGUCUGGACUUUCAUCCAGAAUGAUUUAGGUGUUCCUUGAGGCGGUUUUGGCUCCAACUGUGUGAAAGUGCUUCUGGCUGAGGCAAUCCUUGAGUUGUACGGGUGCAGCCCUAGAGGGGAGAAGGCGUCUUUGUGAUGGAUUUGGUCAAACAAUCGUUCUGAAAAGGGAGCGAUCAUCUCAGAGCACCAUACAGUGAGAAAAGGGAAGUGCAUUGCUCAGUGCGUGAAUCAGAAUUCUGAAAGUAGGCAGCCUUUUUUCUUUUAUUUCUCACUUUUUUUUCAGUUCUUUUGAAGAACAGGUUUUACUCACUUCAGCUGGAACAGACUGUUAUUAGUUUCCCGGCAGAGCUUUGUAAUGGAAAUGAGACGCUAUCUGUUUCUUACAACCCGCCAUAAAAUACAUGGAAAAGAGAAGUGUUUUAUAUGUAUGUAAACUGAGGAUCAGUUUUGAGAGUUGUGCCUUUUGCUUCAGAGCCCAAGCCAUGCUCCUUGAUGUCUGCUUUGAAAACCAGGGGUUUUAUCUGUCUAAUAGUCAAUUAUCUGAUGUUGUAACGAGUUGGCUUUUUGGAACCUUGAAAAGCAGUUUCCUGGUAUCUGAAUCUCUUAACUGUUUCACACUUUGCCCUUCUGUUAUGCAGAACUUUGUUUUGUUGGAUAGAAAUCCAGUGUGACUCUGGCAAAUUUAAUACCAGGAGACCUGCUGUAUAUUGACCUUCAGGUGAUCCCUGGUGCUUUUCUCUGUCCUCUUCACCUCACCACCACCUCAUUUGUUUAGAAUGGCACAGAAGUUAGAAGAGGAAAUGGAAAGCAAACCUCAGUGAGCUCUGUUUUACUUGUCAUUGCAUUUACUACAAAAUAAGCCAGCUUGGUACACUGUGAUAUGACAAAUACUGUCUGUAAAUAGCCUUAAUGCAAAGUAUGAUAACUGAGGAUGAAAAGAUUUGAACUUUUAAAAUGUCAUGCUUGGUCCUUCUGACUUAUUAUUUACAAGCAAUUACACUUUUUCCUCUUUGUGGCCCAGUAAUAUUAGGUCAAGAAUAACUCUGACAUUUUACAGAGAAAAAAAAUCUUUCCUCUGAUGUCUGAACAUUCUCAUUAGUAUAUGUUGUGCAUUUCCCAGAAUGAACAUCUUUGUGCUGUGGUGAUGGGAAAUGUCAAAAUGCUUCUGAUUGAUGGAAGAGGCAUAAGGAAUCUUUCAUCUCAGCGAAGAAUAACAUAAUAUUUCCCUUCUGUUAAGUGGAACAUCACCACCAGUCUUUCCAUCAAUGAAGACAAAUUCUUCUCAAUGUGAAUACUUCGUGGAAAAUCUUAAAGCAGGAGGAGUCAUAUUUAAAUGGCAUGCACUGGAGGUUUUGCAGAAAAAACAUCCCUCCCCUAAUGUGAAAAAAAAAUUCAAAGAAAGGAAAAUUGUAGCGUCAUACUAACCAAAGUACUGCACAAGUGAGAAGAGCAUAAACACUUGAAAACACUGUGCAUAUUAUACAGGAAUAUUACAUGUUCUGUAAAGGAGUCACUGCUCAGUGCUGAGACUAUAUGGAAAAAAAUACAGUUUCGUAUGAAUGCAGACUCUAAAACUUGUUGCUGCAAAAUUAAAUCUUCAGACUAAUUGCAGAUACAUAUUUACUUUCUGUGGGUGAGAAAUGCACUGAAUACAGUAUUUCUAGAGUGCUAUAUGUAGAAAGUCCUCUACAUAUUUGAAGCUUGUAUUUCCUUGCAACAAAUUAUUCAGACACAUUCCAUGUUCUGUGGGACUUAACUCCUCCGAUCUCAAGGCAAGAAUGGUGAUUAUUACAAGUUCUCAUAAUAGCCAGGAGGCUGGAAUCAUAGGACAGAAAUCAGCAUUCUUAGGAGAAGCUUCUGAAUUGUGUUCAGUGAUAUGAAUGUGAUAAUUCAGGCAUAUUAUGAUUUAUACAUUUUCAAUAGCAUCCUUCAAAAUACGGCCAAAAAUUUUGGUCAGCCUUCUGUCAAAAUUGUGUACAAAUCAAAAGUGAAGAUUAUUGAUUAUCAUUCAUAAAUUAUGGAGAUUAUGCUCUGCAUUUCUUCUUCAGACUGUCUCCCAACUUUCUUGGAAAUUAGACCAAUAAAAUACUGCUAGUGCUUGGCAUGUGA